Impatiens glandulifera is the source of this 1374-nucleotide messenger RNA. Its product is annotated as tRNA-specific adenosine deaminase TAD1. Gene Ontology annotation, biological process: adenosine to inosine editing; RNA processing. The record is from RefSeq and is a predicted model, not a curated record. Gene Ontology annotation, molecular function: double-stranded RNA adenosine deaminase activity; double-stranded RNA binding; tRNA-specific adenosine deaminase activity. NCBI's taxonomy places the organism in Eukaryota, Viridiplantae, Streptophyta, Magnoliopsida, Ericales, Balsaminaceae. The coding region runs from base 50 to 1237 and encodes 395 amino acids. The transcript is spliced from 10 exons. Gene Ontology annotation, cellular component: cytoplasm; nucleolus.
GCGUUCACCGCGCCUCUUUUCUUCAAAAUCUCUCUCUGCUACUGAAUCGAUGUUAGAGCCCGAGAACAAAUGGGGAGAGAGAGUAUCAAUCACCGUUUUAUCGUCAUACAACUCUCUAUCAAAGAAGGGGAAGCCUCAGGGCCACGAAGUCACCGUCUUGGCUGCAUUUCUCCUUUCUUCCCCUUCUCAAGUCUUGAAAGUAGUGGCGCUAGGAACGGGGACUAAAUGCAUUGGGCGUUCGCUCUUGAGUCCAAAGGGUGAUAUUGUGAAUGAUUCACAUGCUGAAAUUAUUGCUCGUAGGGCUUUAUUAAGGUUCUUCUAUAAAGAGUUGCAAUGUCAUAUGAAGAUUAGUCAUAAAAAGCAUAAGAGUGACAAUGGAAGCAUUGUUAGAUUGUACUGUGAUGAAGAUGAUGAUGAUGAUGAUGUGAACUCUGUUUUCCAGUUAGACACAAAUAGAAAAUUCAAAAUUAGAGAUGGUUGGCAACUGCACUUUUAUACAUCUCAGUUGCCAUGUGGAAAUGCAUCAAUAAAGGAAACACCACACCCCUCUACCCCCGACGAUCUAUUGAAUGAUUACGAUGGUUCUGCACAAGGGUUUGGCACUGUUCAAAGAAAACCGGGUCGUGGUGAUACGACCAUGUCAGUGAGCUGCUCCGACAAGAUUGCCCGUUGGAAUGUUGUUGGCGUACAAGGAGCUUUGCUUUCUUACUUUCUUCAACCUGUUUACCUAUCAACUAUAACCGUUGCUCGAUCUCAUCAUUCCACAUCGCAUGAAUACCUGAGAGGAUCCCUUCUCGAUAGAAUCCUACCUUUGUCAAGCAAGCUCGAGAGUCCUUAUCAAGUUUCCAAGCCGCUCUUUUGUGAAGGCCUGUUACCACCAAAGGAGUUUCAACACGCAGAGAACGCUCAAGCUACUUUGACAUGCGGAUACUCAAUAAGCUGGAACGAAUCGGGUUUGCAUGAAGUUGUUCUUGGUACAUCUGGUCGGAAACAGGGUACUUCUGCGAAAGGCGCUAUCUAUCCUUCCACUGAAUCACUUCUCUGCAAGAAGCGAUUAUUGCAACUGUUUUUCGAUCUAAGGGAGGAGGUCCAAGAAGACUUACAUGCAGCCUCUUAUAGAGCUGUGAAGGAUGGUGCUAAAGAAUACGCGAUGGCUUCGAGAAUUUUGAAAGAAAGUGAGGCUUUUAGCAAUUGGUUUGUUAAAGACUCAAACUUUGAGGCGUUUUCUUUGUUGUGACUUGUGAGUGAGCCAGAACCCAGAAAAAGAGUUGAGCUUGUAGAUUAGUUUUGCUGGUAAGUUUGAAUUAAUGAAGAAUCCUAUGCGUUGACAACAUUUAAAUUUGACUUGUAUAAAAUAUUUUAUUUUAUUUUCAA